CGGAGCCCAGGAGGACGUGUGGCGCGUGGACUACAUCAGGUCCCACAUUAGUCCUGUGGGAACACGGUACGCGCUUCCGGGCAAGGUUCUGUGCACCUGUUCCCCUCCUUCGGUUCAAGUAUCUUACCCCUCUGGGAAGAAGGAGGCAUGCCUGUCUCCAGAGAACAAGAAGAUGGGCCACAGAGAACCUCGUAGAACAUAGUGCAAAAGACAGCCCAAAGCUAGAAGGUGCCGGGCACCUUUAAGCUGUUUGGAAGUUCACGUGACUAAGUGCCGGACCCCCCAGCAGUCACGUGACGGCGCGCGCGCUCACACGCAGGGAGAGCCGGUCUGCGCUGUGCGCGCGCCGUCGCCGCUGUCUCCCACCCACCCCCUCGACGGGAGGGUGAGGAGCGGCGGAGUGAUCAGGCUUCUGAGGCCCUGUGCGCGUGCGCAGCGAACAGCUGUCACCCAGUGCGGAACAAGUCUUCCAAAUUUCCCAAAUCUCCCCGGGCGGGAGGCCACAGUCUUCCUUCUCAUCCUUUUUCUUCAGGUGGUGUCCUCGCCCCACCCGCGCGCCAGUUUUCGGCGGACACAACGUCAUCUUCAUUUGUAUGUGGUGCUGAGGAUCGAACCCGGGCCGCACGCAUGCCAGGCGAGCGCGCUACCGCUUGAGCCACAUCCCCAGCCCCACAAUCAGGCAUUUUUCAUUAAUAGGAAGAAUAUGGCCAUGAGCUAAAUAGAGACUGCCCUAAGCCAUCAUGGAGGUGGUGGAGGCAGACAGUCCUCUGAAUCCCAGCUGUAAAAUAAUGACCUUCAGACCCUCCAUGGAGGAGUUCCGGGAGUUCAACAAAUAUCUUGCAUACAUGGAGUCUAAAGGAGCCCACCGAGCAGGUCUUGCAAAGGUGAUUCCCCCUAAGGAGUGGAAGCCAAGACAAUGCUAUGAUGACAUUGAUAAUUUGCUUAUUCCAUCACCAAUUCAGCAGAUGGUCACAGGGCAGUCGGGACUGUUUACUCAAUACAACAUCCAGAAAAAAGCUAUGACCGUGAAGGAGUUCAGGCAGUUGGCCAACAGUGGCAAAUAUUGUACUCCAAGGUAUUUGGAUUAUGAAGAUUUGGAGCGCAAGUACUGGAAGAACUUAACUUUUGUGGCACCUAUCUAUGGCGCAGAUAUUAAUGGGAGCAUAUAUGAUGAGGGUGUGGAUGAAUGGAACAUAGCUCGUCUAAAUACAGUCUUGGAUGUGGUUGAAGAAGAGUGCGGUAUUUCUAUUGAGGGUGUAAAUACCCCUUAUCUUUAUUUUGGAAUGUGGAAAACCACAUUUGCGUGGCACACCGAGGACAUGGACCUCUACAGCAUUAAUUAUCUCCACUUUGGAGAGCCCAAGUCUUGGCAAGUUCCUUGUUUAAUAUUCAUUUGCUUAUGAGUUUUCAAAUUUGCACAUUAUGCACAUAUUGAAGAGCUUUCCUUCUUUCAUUUGGUGGAUUCAGAUUUAUAUGAGGCUUAAGGAAGUUUUUGGCUAUAAUGAUUGUAUUCCUUUCUGCCCAGGUUUUGUUGAGAAACUUUAAAUUCAAUGGUGACUUGUAUAUAUAAAGUUGACUGCAGACCAUUUUGAGGUCCAUGGAUUGAUAGGUAUUUUUAGUCUGAAAUGAUUUGUUAGGAAUUUGUACUUAUUUGAGCAUUUGUUGAAGGGUUUGUUGUAAAAUCUAGUAUGUGAGCUCCUGUAUUCUGUAAUUUGCUUAAGGAAUCUGAAAAGUUAGUAGCAGAACUUUUCUGGAGAUUUGUCAGAAUUAAAGAGGACAUUAAUUUGAAUUUUUAACAUUGGGAGUUUGGAUGAAGUCUCUGCUUUCUUAUUUAGAAUGAUGAUUGUUUUUUCUGUUCUUGGGAAUAGACUGAUGUUGACUCUUGAUCACUUAUGAAAGAAUAUUGUAGUCAAAGAUAAGACUGAUUGUAGAGACUAUUGUCUUUGGGAAAGAGUUAUCACUGCUCAUAAGUAAGAAUAAUUGUUUUCAGUAGUUAAUAUAUAUAUAUUUUCAGUAUUAGCUAUUAAGCAUAUAGACUCCAUUAUAUGCCUUAGGGGUAGAUUUAUAUUAUCACUAUUAUCUUUAACUUUGACCAUUAUGUAUAAUGAUAAAACAAUAAACAGCAGUGACUUAUGACAACUCAUCUACAUUCUAUUUUCUAGGAUAACUACUCUAGGAAAAGAGUGGUAUAAAUGUCUCUGAGGGUAUUUCCCAGUAGAUCUUUGAAAGAUUAUAUUAAUGUAGAAUAAAUAAUUUGGAGGUAAACUUUAUUAUCAUUAAAAUUCAUUUUACAAAACUUUAUAUUUGAAGUGAGCUUUGAAAGGUGGUAGGAGUAAUAUAAAAUCAUAUAAAUACUGGAAAGCAGGCAGUAGAUGUAGCAGAGCCUAGACUUGAGAGACCACCAACCAGGUCUCUAAUAUUUAUUCUGCCACCAACAUUUGUGGCUUUGGACAAACAACUGUACUUCUGGGAACCAUUUCCUCACCUACGUUAUCACAAGCUUAGGCAGAAUGGCUUCCAGUACUCUUUGUGGUUUGUGAUCAGACCCAUAUGAAUAUUUUCAUUUGCUUAACCGAAUGAGAGGGUGAUGAGGUGAUGAUGCAAGGUUCUGUAUGUAUGUCUGCCUAAGUGUGCACUUUCUUUUCUACCUUUACACUUUAAAAUUUUUUUUGUUUUAAUUAGUUAUACAUGACAGUAGAAUGCAUUUAUGCACUUUGAAAUAUCAUACAUAGAUUGAAUAUAGUUUCUCAUUUUUCUGAGUGUACAUGUUGCAAAAUUAUUGGUCAUGUAAUCACACACACACACACACACACACACACACGCAGAGUAAUAAUGUCUGUUUCAUUCUACUAUCUUUCCUAUCCUCAUAUCCCCUCCCCUCCCAUCACUUCCCUCUACCUAAUCUAAGGUAAUGCUAUUCUUCCCUAGUGUCCCCCGUCUUAUUGUUAAUUAACAACCUCAUGUUAGAGAAAAUAUUUGGCCUUUGAUUUUGUGAGAUUAGCUUAUUUCACUUAGCCUGAUAUUCUUCAAUUCCAACCCUUUGCUGGAAAAUGUCAUAAUUCCACUCUUCUUUAAAACUGCGCAAUAUUCCACUGAGUAAAUAUACCAUAUUUUCUUUAUCCAUUCAUCUAUUGAGGGACACCUAGGUUAGUUCCAUAGUCUAGCUAUUGUGAAUUGAGCUGCUACAAACAUUGUUGUGGCUGUGUCACUAUAAUAUGCUGAUUUUAAGUCCAAGGAGUGGGAUAGUUGGGUCAAAUGGUGGUUCCAUUCCCAAUUUUCUGAGGAAUCUCCAUACUGCUUUCCACAAUGGGUCUACCAAUUUCAUUCCCACCAGCAAUAUAUGAGUGUACCCUUUUCACCACAUCCUCGUCAACAGUUAUUAUUGCCUGUAUUCUUUUUUUUUUUAAAGAGAGAGAGGAGAGAGAGAGAGAGAGAAUUUUUAAAAUAUUUAUUUAUUUUUUAGUUUUCAGCGGACACAACAUCUUUGUUUGUAUGUGGUGCUGAGGAUCGAACCUGGGCCGCAUGCAUGCCAGGCGAGCGCGCUAUCGCUUGAGCCACAUCCCCAGCCCUAUUGCCUGUAUUCUUGAUGAUUGCCAUUCUGACAGGAGUGAGAUGAAAUCUUAAGAGUAGUUUUGAUUUGUAUUUCUAAUUGCUAGAGAUAUUGAACACUUUUUAAUAUAUUUGUUGAUCAGUUGUAUUUCUUCUUCUGUGAAGUGUUCGUUCAGUUCCUUAGCCCAUUUAUUGAUUGUGUUAUUUGUUUUUUUGGAGUUAAGUUUUUUGAGUUCUUUAUAUAUCCUAGAGAUUAAUGCUUUAUUGUAGGUGCAUGUGGUAAAGUUUUUUCUCCCAAUCUAUAAGCUUUCUCCUCACGUUAUCAAUUGUUUCCUUUGCUGAGAAGAAGCUUUUUAAUUUGAAUCCAUCCUAUUUAUUGAUUCUUGAUUUUACUUCUUGUGCUUUAGGAGUCUUGUUAAGGAAGUCAGAUUCUAGGCCAACAUGGUGAAGAUUUGGGCCUAUUUUUUCUUCUAUUAGGCACACGGUCUUUGUUCUAGUGCCUAAGUCUUUGAUUCACUUUGAGUUGAUUUUUUUGCAUGGUGAGAGAUUGAGGUUUAAUUUCAUAUUGCUACACAUGGACUUCCAGUUUUGCCAGCAUCGUUUGUUAAAUAGACUAUCUUGUCUGUAGUGCAUGUGUUUGGCACCCAUGUCUAGUAAGAGAUAACCAUAUUUAUGUGGGUUUGUCUCUGUGUCCUCUAUUCUGUACCAUUGGUCUACAAGUCUAUUUCAGUGACAAUACCAUGCUGUUUUUGUUACUAUAGCUCUGUAGUAUGGUUUAAGGUCUGGUAUUGUGAUGCCUCCUGCUUCACUUUUCUUGCUAAGGAUUGCUUUAGCUAUUCCAGGGCUUAACCCCCACCCCCCUCCCAAUGAAUUUCAUGAUUGCCUUUUCUAUUUCAUUGGGAUUUUAAUAGGAAUUGCAUUAAAUCUGUAUAACACUUUUGGUAGUAUGGCCAUUUUGACAAUUUUAAUUCUGCCUAUCUGGGAGCAUAGGAGAUCUUUUCAUCUUCUGAGGUUUUCUUUAGUUUUAGUGUUCUGUAGUUUUCAUUGUAGAGGUCUUUCACCUCCUUUGCUGGAUUGAUUCCCAUGUAUUUUAUUUUAUUUUGUUUUUUGAGGCGAUUGUGAAUGGAGUAGUUUUCCUAAUUUCUCUUUUCAGUGGAUUCAUCACUGAUGUAUAGGGAUGUGUUUGAUUUAUGGGUGUUGAUUUUAUAUCCUGCUACUUUGCUGAAUUCAUUGUCUAGAAGUUUUCUGGUGGAAUUUUUUGAAUCAUCUAGAUAUAGAAUUAUGUCAUCAGCAAAAAGGAAUAGUUUUGAGUUCUACUUUACCUAUUUGUAUCCCUUUAAUUUCUUCCUUUUGUGUAAUUGCUCUGUCCAGAGUUUCAAGGAUGAUGUUGAAUAGAAGUGGUGAAAGAGGAUAUCCUUGUGUUGUUCCAGUUUUUAAUGGGAAUGCUUUCAAUUUUUCUCCAUUUAGAAUGAUGCUGGCCUUGGGUUUAGAAUGUAUAAUUUUUACAAUAUUGAGGUAUGUUCCUACUAUCCCUUGUUUUUCUACUGUUUUGAACACGAAGGUGUGCACUAUUUUGUCAAAUGCUUUUUCUGCAUCUAUUGAGAUGAUCAUUUGAUUCUUGUUUUUAAGUCUAUUAAUAUGAUGAAUUACAUUUAUUGAUUUCCAUAUGUUAAACCAAUCCUUCAUCCCUGGGAUGAUGCCCACUUGAUUGUGGUGCACUAUCUUUUAAAUAUGUUUUUGUAUGCGAUUUGCCAGAAUUUUAUCCAGAAUUUUUACAUCUAUGUUCAUCAGGAAUUUUGGUCUGAGUUUUCUUUCCUUGAUGUGUCUUUGUCUGGUUUUGGUAUCAGGGUGAUACUAGCCUCGUAAAAUGAGUUUGGAAGGGUUUCCUCCUUUUCUAUUUCAUGUAGUACUUUGAGGAGUAUUGGUGUUAAUUCUUUUUUUAAUGUUUUAUAGAACUUGGAUGAGAAUCCAUCUGGUUAGUUAACCUUUACUUUUCCCCUGUGGGUGACCUGUCUUGUGUUUCACAUACCUGUCCCCUCAGUGUGUUAUCUUCUCUCUUGCCUUAGAAGCUGGCAUUUAACCUCUGUUUCUUCCUUUUCUUCAUUUUGACCAUUAGACAACAAGUUCUGGAUGUGACAACUUGUGAUUUCCUCCUGAAUUGGAUAAUGCUGCUCUUUCUGUCUGGGUAUACCUUAGAUUGUGCGAGAAGGCUCUCAACUAUGUGUACUAUGUGUUGCCCCUCACUUACACAUGUUUUUUUUUUUUUUUUAUCUUAGUAGUGGUAAUCAUCUUCUCCUCUCUUUUCUUUCACUACCACCACUCUGCUACCUGCCUGCAGGUGCCUAGAAGUUGAGGUUCAUGUUUUUCCACUCCUUUGAGUUGAUAUGUGACCCACAGGGCCUGGCUAUAGGAGUGAUUGCCCUGUAAUAAUUCUUAUAUAGAGUCAGGAAGGUAUUAAAUUAUUUUAUAUCAGUCUGUUUAAGAGCAGGCACAGAAACAGAACAUUUUAUAAAGACUCUUGUCUGAAUUGCAACUAUUGUGAAUACCAAGUUUCCUGAGAUUUUUAUCACUGCAUACAAGUACAGAUCCAGGGGGAAUCCCUGCAACAUGUAUUCUGUAGCCACUACAUAUGGUAGAUUUGCUUAAAAGGUGUUCAUGAACACAGGUUUGUAUGGAAGAGACUCUAGGAGCUGAUGAUGUAUUUAAACAUUUCUGGCAUAAAGACUUAAAGGAAAAAGAAUCCUUAGAGUAAGCAGAUAGAAAACUGCUUUGGCAGCCACUGGUAAAGUAUUUAUUUUCUUGGAAUGAAUAUUGACUUUGGAGCCAGAAGACCCGUUUUAAAAUCACAAUCUGUCACUUACCAGCUGGAUGACUUAGGGCAAAUCACUAUACUUCUUUCAUCAUGAGUUUCUUCAGCUGCCAAGUGGAGGCAUGAUUUAUUCUCUGUCAAUUUACAGUAUUUCUAGGGAUAUGCGGAGUAUAAAAGCGCUUGGAAAACUGGUAGGUACUAUACCAAUAUUCAUAAUCCCUAUUAUUAUUUUAAUAACUUUAUGAAAAUGAAUGAUCUUUUGGGGGGGUCAUAAAAGUUUCUUGAUGUCUGAACUACCCCAAAUGUCUCUAUAUCUAGUAGAGCGAGAGUUUUAAGAUAAAUAAAAUAUUGGAUUUCUUUAUUUUUGCAUGGCGCAGGUGUUGCUGGGCAAGUGCUCUACCACUAUCCUACACUCCAAACCCAAGUUAUAUAUGAUAGUUUCUUGUGUCAUGUGUGAUAGCGUUAAUUGCCUUGAGAUACAGAAUUCAGAUAGUACCUUGAAUCUUUCUUUUUCAGUCUGGGUACAAAUACAGUGAGGAAGAAACUUUGAGAUUUGCUCUAUUGAGGAAUAAAGACAUGAAUCAGAAGAGGACAUACCUUAAGCUAAAGAAAGGUCUAGAAUCAUGAAAGAAGAUUUUUGUGGAUGGCUUUAGAAAAAUUAAGUAUGAGGUGCAUCAUUUUGGACAUUGUUAAGUUUUGUUAAAAACCCCUAAGAUUUUGUUAGUUGACUGUCUUAGGUUUUUGGAUACAGAUGCGGUUCAGCUAGUUUUUAUUUGAUCAUUUGUUUAGUGUUGUAUAACAUUUAAGGACACACAGGUUUUGUACCAAACUCUCAAGUCUUGAGUCAUGUGUUACUUUUUACUGAGUGUGUGACCUUGGGCAAUUGUUAAAUAAUCCAUGCCUCAAUUUCCUUUCCUAAAACACUCAAAUGGUUCUGGUACCCAACUGAUAAGGUAACUGGGUACAAAACACAUAUCACAGCUCCUCAUGAAUCGUAAGUGCUCAAUAGGUGCUAACAUUUGUUGCAUUAAUUUAAGAAAUAUAUUUAUUGUGUGAAGUGUUUGAACAUGAAACUUGUAGAUCUUAUAUAAGUAAGGCUUGCUAGUUCUAAAUGACAGAAACUCAACUUAAGCAUAAAGUUUAUUUGCCACUGUAUGCAGCUGGGACAACUUAGAAGCAUGGCUGUAUCCACUCUGUUAGCUGCGAUAACUUCCACUUUCUCCCCUCUCCUCCCCUCCCUCCCCCGCUCUUUCUCCUAGAGAAGCUGUUUACGUACAACUAAAUAUUUUAUUGUUAAGUAGAAUUUUCAAAUCUUUCUUUUCAAAAGAAUGAAUAAAGUUAUUUGGCACCAAAUUGACCUGUAUGUUUAAUAUUCAUCAUCUAAAAUGUGAAUUCCUGGAGCAGGAGCCCUGUAGGUUUCAUUCACUAACAUGUCUCUAGUGCCUGG
Marmota monax (woodchuck) is the source of this 7805-nucleotide messenger RNA. It is a transcript of the gene Kdm4c, whose product is annotated as lysine demethylase 4C. The transcript has 6 exons. Bases 741 to 1403 code for a protein of 220 amino acids. Gene Ontology annotation, biological process: chromatin remodeling. The record is from RefSeq and is a predicted model, not a curated record. NCBI's taxonomy places the organism in Eukaryota, Metazoa, Chordata, Mammalia, Rodentia, Sciuridae. Gene Ontology annotation, cellular component: nucleus. Gene Ontology annotation, molecular function: histone H3K9 demethylase activity; histone H3K36 demethylase activity.